CCUUGCAGCUGUAAACUACACACAAACUGAUUCGUCCCAAGACGUACAUGUAACUGUAAGAAGGCUAAUUCCUUUUUAUCUGAUUCUUAAUUUUAUCACAUUCUUAAUCCUUUAAAAACAAGACACCAGAGUAGAGCUGCAGGGGUACAGGAAGUUGGAUAAAGCAUGGCCAGUAUAGACGAAGGAGAAGAUGAUCUCAAAUGUGGAAUAUGUUUGGAAGUGUACUGCAAACCAGUGAGGAUUGCUUGCGGACAUGUGUUCUGUGAAGAAUGUUUAGCUACAUGUUCAGAUGUAGCAUCACCCAUUUGUGCGCUGUGUCGAAUGGUCUUUGACCCCAAGAAGAGGGUCAAAGCUAAAGAUAUUGAGAAACGGAUAUCCUCAACAAAGUCGGUCUGUUCUGGUUGUGGAAAAAAGAUGUCCAUGUCCAAAAUCCGAAGCCACACAGCGACUUGCACCAAGCUGGAAACCACGACAGACUCAGCCGUCAAGUUCAAGCCAGUCGCUACUACAUCACAGAAAGCACCACGCAAUAUUCCUAACCGGUCCACGUUCAAGUGUCCCUACUGUGGCCUUAAAAACCUGGACAGCAGCGGUCUGACCAGGCAUUGCAACAAGGAGCACAAGGAAUGCACGUCGCCUGUGGUGUGCCCAGUCUGCGCCUCCAUGCCCUGGGGUGACCCCAACUACCAAAGCAGCAACUUCAUCGAGCACCUGAACCUGAGGCAUCGAUUUGAGUAUGACACCUACGUGGAUUACGGUGAGGAUGAAGAGGCAGUUUUGCGGAAGGUUUUGGAGUCGUCUCUUCAAGACAAGUAACUGUCAUUGGUGCUCAAUAGAUGUGCGUGGCUUCAUCAUCAGCCUUGAUGUCUGCAAAUGCAAUUAUCCCUGGCGAUACUUUGGAUACCCGAAUGGAUUUUGUUAAUUGACUUGGCACCGCAGCCCAAUUUCACAGAGCUGCUAAGCCCACAUAUUCACUAAUCACAGAAAGUACUUACUUGGCAAAAGUGGCAUACCGGCCAAGAUGCCAUGCAUUCAAUAUUUCUUCCAAGUGGUUCCCAGUUGAUUUCUGCUUAGCACAUGAGUUUGCUAAGCACUAUUUUCUGCUUACCAGCCAGUGCCGUCAUGGAGACCAUCACAAGACCUAUAACAAGACCAGACACAAGAUCAUGCACAAGACCAGUCACAAGUAACAAGUUGAAC
Acanthaster planci (crown-of-thorns starfish) is the source of this 1200-nucleotide messenger RNA. RefSeq names its product E3 ubiquitin-protein ligase RNF166-like. Gene Ontology annotation, biological process: protein polyubiquitination; ubiquitin-dependent protein catabolic process. Lineage: Eukaryota; Metazoa; Echinodermata; Asteroidea; Valvatida; Acanthasteridae. Gene Ontology annotation, molecular function: ubiquitin protein ligase activity. The record is from RefSeq and is a predicted model, not a curated record.